Messenger RNA from Seminavis robusta, 741 nucleotides. The record is from the annotation of a GenBank genome assembly. Lineage: Eukaryota; Bacillariophyta; Bacillariophyceae; Naviculales; Naviculaceae.
AUGACGAGACACCAGAAAAAGGUGAUGAAAAGCAUGGUCCAGUUAGUGAAGAAGGAACUCAAGAAAGUUGCCGAUCCAAACAAGGCCAAGGUCAUGCAGGGAUAUUGCAAGACCACCAUGCCCAUGUACGGCAUUCAAAAACCCGACAGGGCCACUGUGGAAAAGCAAAUGCAUGCCCAUAUCAAACUGCAAACACCACCCGUGGUGGAUCGAGCAUUUUACCAAUCCUGCAUUGAAACACUGUGGGCACUUCCACAUCGCGAAGAAAAGUACUUGGCCAUUGAUUUUGCCCUUCAUUACAAAGACCAAAUCAGCUGGGACAAUUUGCCCGUUUACACAAGCCUCAUCCUUCAUGAUGAAUUCAUGUGGUGGGAUUUUGUCGAUCCCAUUGCCGUCAACCUUAUUGGCAAGGUGGCUCUUUUGGAACAAGCCAAAAUAGAACCACUGCUGAGGCAAUGGAUUGAUGACGAACAACACAUGUGGUUGCGACGAACCGCCCUGUUGGCACAACUCAAACACAAGAAGCAAACCAAGGAGGAUCUCCUGUUUGAGUUUUGUCGGAAACGAAUGCACGAAAAAGAGUUUUUCAUUCGCAAAGCCAUUGGAUGGGUCUUGCGAGAAUAUGGCAAGACGAGCCCCGAAAGUGUCGUGCAAUUCUUGCAGCAAGAAAAGGCCAACCUGAGUGGAUUGAGCUAUAGAGAGGGAUCUCGGAUUCUCAUCAAGAAUGGAUACAUGACGUAG